Arthroderma uncinatum is the source of this 840-nucleotide messenger RNA. RefSeq lists its product as uncharacterized. The coding region runs from base 1 to 840 and encodes 279 amino acids. Gene Ontology annotation, cellular component: proteasome core complex; proteasome core complex, alpha-subunit complex. Gene Ontology annotation, biological process: ubiquitin-dependent protein catabolic process. The record is from RefSeq and is a predicted model, not a curated record. The transcript has 5 exons. NCBI's taxonomy places the organism in Eukaryota, Fungi, Ascomycota, Eurotiomycetes, Onygenales, Arthrodermataceae.
AUGGCCGACCGUUACUCGUUCUCGCUGACGACCUUCUCCCCAAGUGGAAAACUAGUUCAGAUCGAAUAUGCUCUAAACGCUGUGAACCAGGGUGUAACUGCCCUGGGAAUUAAAGCCACAAAUGGAGUAGUCCUAGCUACAGAGAAAAAGUCAUCGUCUCCCCUCAUCGACCCUCCCUCGCUCUCAAAAGUCUCCCUGAUCACUCCUGAUAUCGGCAUGGUCUACUCCGGAAUGGGCCCAGACUAUCGUGUUCUCGUCGACAAGGCCCGUAAGACGUCCCACACAAACUACAAACGCAUCUACAACGAAUACCCUCCUACAAGAAUACUUGUCCAAGACGUCGCUCGUGUUGUACAGGAAGCUACCCAGUCCGGUGGUGUCAGGCCCUACGGCGUAAGCUUGCUAAUCGCCGGCUGGGACGACGGCAUUGAGCCAGAGACCGCGGAAGCAAAGGAAGGCGAGACAGAUGCCGAGAAGAAGAAGGCUUCGGGCAAGACAGGCGGCAUUUUGAAGGGCGGACCCAGCUUGUACCAGGUCGACCCUAGCGGAAGCUAUUAUCCAUGGAAAGCUACAGCGAUUGGAAAGAGCUCCACGAGCGCGAAGACGUUCCUUGAGAAGAGGUACACGGAGGGUCUAGAGCUGGAGGAUGCGGUGCACAUUGCUCUUUUGACGCUCAAGGAAACAAUUGAAGGUGAAAUGAACGGUGAUACCAUCGAGAUCGGUAUUGUUGGCCCGCCAGCACACCACUUGCUCGGGUACGAAGGCGUUGAAGGCUCUCGAGGCCCGCGGUUCAGAAAGCUCAGUAAGGAGGAGAUCGAAGAUUACCUGACCAACCUAUGA